This is a messenger RNA of Cuscuta epithymum, 1567 nucleotides long. The record is from the annotation of a GenBank genome assembly. NCBI's taxonomy places the organism in Eukaryota, Viridiplantae, Streptophyta, Magnoliopsida, Solanales, Convolvulaceae.
UCUGAUUCCUCUUGCCAUCUAUAAAGACAAGAAGGCUCUUAUCCACCAUUUGAAAAAGUAUGCAAUCAAUAACAGUUUUCAAUAUAGAACCCUUACAUCAAAGAAAGAUAGCCUUCAUGUCAUUUGUAAGGAUGAAAGAUGCAAAUGGACAGUGCGCGCAGUUAGAUUAACCGCAGUCAAUAUGUUUCAGAUAAGAAGGUUUCGCCCUACACAUACUUGUUCGGUCGAUUUCAGACAAGGUAACCACAGGCAGGCUACAGCAGAUAUCAUUGCAGAUAUGGUUGCGUACAAAUAUCUUGAUGCUUCAGCAAAACCAUAUACUCCCAAACAGUUAAGGAAUGACAUGGCUUUGGAAUUUGGAAUUUCAAUGUCGUAUAAGAAAGCUUGGACAGCACAAAAAAUUGCUAAGGAAAAGCAGUUUGGAUCAGAUGCAGCCUCGUACCAACUUUUACCAUCGAUGGCCCACAUGUUUGAGCAAUCAAACCCCGAAUCUGCAAUAAGUCUUACGAUAGGUGCUGAUGACACAUUCCAGUCAUUCUUCUUUUCUUUCGCAGCUUGGACUGAUGCGUGGCAGUUUUGUAGACCUGUUCUCAUUGUUGAUGGCUCAUUUAUGAAAUCUUAUUACAAAGGAACAUUGCUUACAGCUUGUGCUCAAGAUGCAAAUAGACACAUUGUACCUUUGGCCUUUGGCAUAUGUGAUUCUGAAUCUACAUCUUCAUGGAAGUGGUUCUUUAUGAAGUUGCGGGAUACUCUUAAGUACCGUCAUGAUUUAUACAUCGUUUCAGAUCGCCAUAAAGGACUGAUCAAGGCUGCAGGUGAAAUUUUCCCACAUGCUAUUCAUGGGUUUUGUGUGGAACACCUUAGGCGUAAUCUGAUUCAUAAAUUCAGAAGUUCUGGUGAUGGGAUUGGCUGGAAAUUUAAGGCUGCGUAUAUGGCUGCUACUAUUCCUGAGUAUGAAGAAUACCUAGCUAUGUUAGAUUCUGAUAAUGCCAAGAUUCGUCCGUGGUUAGAUAAGAUUGGGAGUCAUAGAUGGGCUAGGUGUAUGGCUGGUCCACGAAGAUUUGGUGUGCUUACCUCUAAUUGUGCAGAGUCGCUGAAUAAUGUUAAUGUCAUUGCCAGAGAGUGCUCCAUAUCUAAGCUCAUUGAUUUCUUACGUCAACACAUGCAAAAGUGGUUCACGGAAAGAAGUGAAAAGGCUUCUAAAAAAAACACCAUUUUGUCAAGUAAAUGUGAAAAACAUUUAGUGUCAUUGCAAUAUGCAUCUACACACAUGCAAGUGAAACCAUCGUCAUAUUUGGAGUUCGAGGUUGUUGAUAGGGAUUGCCGAUCAUUUGUUGUUAACCUUUCAAAGAAGACUUGUUCAUGUGGUGUCUUUCAGUUGGAUCAGUUCAUUUGUGUACAUGGUGUUGCUUCUCUUCGUAUUCGACCAGGCCUCUCUUGUUAUGAUUUCAUUUCUCCUUAUUAUUCUCGUGACGCAUGGCUGUCUACAUGGAGUGGUACCAUGCAUCCAAUUCCGGAUCCAAAUUCAUGGUCAAUUCCACAAAGUGUUCUUAGCAUUGCAUGCAAG